AUGCCUCUUAACCGAGAGCUGUUGGCGUCCGUGAAGCUGGAGGCUGUGAGUGAAUCGGACUGGAUAGAGGAGGGAUACGAUAAAGCGAAUGACAGUCGCUCCGCCGGCGCGGACGGCUCUGUACAGGGUGCUUCUCCCAACACCGACGGUAAUGACGAUCAAAACGCAGCCACCAAGAAGGUAAUUCACUGCUUGAAAAUAGCACUAGAGCGCGUGAUUACGAGCAUCUCUCUUCCGGAGAAACGUCGGCCAUUGAACCCACAGAAGGACUUUUCCAUUGCAUCAACGAUCAACUUCAGCGCGUCUCGCCGGGCCGAGACGAUCGCCUGCUGCGGGCCCAACGCCGCUAGUGUGAAGAAGGCGCGUGGCCAGCAGAUGAGAGAUUCCCGCACACCAAUCAUCGGUGGUCCCAAUCGGCAAGGAAACCGCCUACGAGGCGAGGCGUCUCAUGUUCUCCCCAUGGACGAAGCUAUGUUGAGGUCAGAGGACAACAUUGACCGCAACUACAGCGGUUUGACAACAUCCGGAGGGAUCUUUGAGUCUACUGUCACCCGGGAGAACCGCCUUCAUCGGUCGCUGACACGAACACAGACGCUUGUGGACUUUUCGACAGAUGACGAGGACGAUGAAGACGAGGAAGCCAUUCCGCCUGCGAGCUUCACCUUCACAGAUUUCUCCCCGAUGUGCUACCGCCACAUCCGCGAGUUCUUUCACGUAGACUCGACGGCGUACUGUGACGUGCUGUGCAACAGUCGCUGGCACAGCAUCCCCACACCCGGUAAGUCGGCUGCGCAGCUCUUCUUCUGCGGCCGCGAUUGGGUGAUAAAAACGAUGACGGAGCAGGAGAGUAACUUUCUAUGCAAAAUCCUACACCGGUACUAUUAUCACGUGCGCGACAACCCUUUCACACUUCUCCCGCACUUUGUGGGUCAUUAUCGACUUCGCAUCGGCAGGAACACACACAUCUUCAUCAUAAUGCAAAACGUCUUUGCGACCACCAAUACGAUCCACGAGAAGUUCGACCUGAAGGGCAGUACAAUCGGCCGCUUUGCCUCUGACGCUGAGAAGCGCCGGACAACGUUCACGCAGAAGGACCUCGAUAUCAAUAGUCCGAUGCACCUUGGCAUGGAACGGCGGCUCUUGCUGAUUGACCAGGUCAAGAAGGACUGCGAGUUUCUGAAGCGAUCCAUGAUUAUGGACUACUCAUUCCUGGUUGGCAUACACGUGUUGCCGAUGACAGGUAACACCUUGUCCUCUGUGAACCCCGGCGGAUUGCUAGGUAUGCUGACACGCAGUGUGACAGACACCACAUUGAGGACAAUCACCACUUUAGGGUAUACUACCGCAGGGGAUCGACUAGAAUCACCUGGUGCUGAUGUUGCUGAAUUCGCACGCAGCGGUGUGUUCCUCGACGGCCGCUGCUUCACCGCUGAUCAGGGUGGCAUGUUGAGCAACAAGGUGCCUGGACUGCGACAGGAAAUAUACUACAUCGGCAUCAUUGACAUUUUGCAAGAGUACACCGCACGUAAAGCUCUCGAGAAUGCUGUGCUCGGGUCCAUAUAUGAUCGUAAACGCAUUUCAUGUGUCCAACCGAACGACUACGCAGCUCGUUUCAUUGCGUUCAUCUCAUCUAUCAUUGUGUAA
Leishmania braziliensis MHOM/BR/75/M2904 is the source of this 1644-nucleotide messenger RNA. Its product is annotated as phosphatidylinositol-4-phosphate-5-kinase-likep ro tein. Gene Ontology annotation, biological process: phosphatidylinositol metabolic process. The coding region runs from base 1 to 1644 and encodes 547 amino acids. NCBI's taxonomy places the organism in Eukaryota, Euglenozoa, Kinetoplastea, Trypanosomatida, Trypanosomatidae. Gene Ontology annotation, molecular function: phosphatidylinositol kinase activity. The transcript has a single exon. The record is from RefSeq and is a predicted model, not a curated record.